AUGGAGGGCGCGGACGCACUGGAUUCCAUCUCGCGGAGCGGGCUGUACACAGUGAUCUGGGUGGAAUAUGGAAUCUGCACAGUCGUCAUGGCUCUGAGGGCAUACUCGCAAGCUUUUGUGCUCCGCAAGUUUGCUGCUGAUGAUAUCGUCAUGCUCGGCGCCUAUAUCAUUCAAGGCGUCGCAUCGGUCUUGUGUACGCUCUCAACCUCCUAUGGCCUCGGAUCAAGCGUCACAGACCUCGAUUAUCACCAGGUCGUCAACUUGCUCAAAUACGCCAUGAUCUCUAUGCCCUUUGGCGUGAUCGCUCCCCUCCUCGGCCGCAUCUCGUUUAUACUAUUCCUCCUUACCUCCGUCAUAACUGUCCACAAGCUCCGUCGCAAGCUGCUGUGGGGGCUCAUUGUGCUUCAGACGAUCAUCAACAUUGUUCCGUGCAUCCUACAAUUCACACAAUGCGAUCCUGUCGAGGCGUUGUGGAAUCCGCUCCAACUUAUAGCUCGGUGUCAGGGAGCAAUUGUCGUUCUGCGAUUUGGAUACUUCCAAGGAGCCUUCAAUGCGUUAACCGACUUGAUUCUUAUCCUCACCGGCCUCGCAGUGAUUGUAUCACUCAAAAUGCGCCGCUCCAACAAGAUCGUUCUGUGCAUCAUCUUAUCACUAAGCUCUCUGGCCAUGAUUGCCGCUAUUCUCAAAACCGUCCAGCUGCGCGGAAUGAACACUGCCAACUUCAGCCACGCAAUGGGUCUAUGGGCAAUCUGGUUUCUAACCGAAGGAACGGUCGUGAUCAUAACUGCCUCGGUCCCACGCCUCCGCGCAAUCAUCGUCCAAGGCCGAAAGGGAAACUCGACGUACACGCCCUACCUGACCCCAGAUGGCAGCAACGGCCCACCGCCGUAUGAGGAGCGUUCGCGAAAGCAUCGCUCGAUCCGUACGACGUUCCUCGAAACCUCGUUGGACGAUGCUCCGAUCUAUCCAGGGUCUGAGGAUAGGCGGGCGGAUAGGGGCGAGGAAGGGAGUAGGGACGUUGUGCUGAUGGAGUCUGGGACAUCCUUGACUCGAUCUGUUAGGGUGAGGGAGGCAUUGUGA
Molecule: messenger RNA, 1080 nt
Organism: Aspergillus calidoustus
Lineage: Eukaryota; Fungi; Ascomycota; Eurotiomycetes; Eurotiales; Aspergillaceae
Source: the annotation of a GenBank genome assembly